Trichomonas vaginalis G3 is the source of this 978-nucleotide messenger RNA. RefSeq lists its product as uncharacterized. The transcript has a single exon. The record is from RefSeq and is a predicted model, not a curated record. Lineage: Eukaryota; Parabasalia; Trichomonadida; Trichomonadidae. The coding region runs from base 1 to 978 and encodes 325 amino acids.
AUGUCGAAUAACCAGAGAUUAACGAAUGGGAUUGGUGAUGAUUGGUUCAACAAAUGCUGCGAGUCUUAUACAGUAUUUAAAGCAUUUUAUGCUUCAUUCAAAAUGAUUUUUCACUUUGAUUCAUUGAAUUGGAUUGCAAUUGAACUUUUGAUUAUUAUGCCUAUCUUUUUCAGACUGUAUGGAUUUGGUAUUCAACAAAAUCUUACGCGUUUUUAUAAUAAAUCAAGAUUACAAAUUUUAAAUUUCUUAUUCUUCUUUAGUUUCAUUACAGUUUUUAGCAUAUUACUUCAAUACUUAAUGCCACGUUCUCCUGCCUGCUUAAUAUGGGAUGGCAAUGAUCUAAAUCCUUCUCGUCCAGAUAAUGGCUCUCCAAGUGUUAUCAUCAUGCUUACGACUAUUUUAUUCUUAAUGUUCCUUAGAGCUGACUUCAAAGGGUGGAUUCUCGUUAUUAUAUUUGCUGGUUUCUUCUUUAUUAUGACUACAAUUUCUUCAAUUUUAUCAGGAUCAAGCUCUAUUUUCCAAGCCUUGCUUUCAGUAUGCUUCGGAUGCUGGGUAUUUUACGUAUUUAAUUUUUUGCCGCCUGUUUUUGUUCCAAUUGUUUAUCUUCUCAUUUCUAUUGCAGUUGUAACUAUAUUCGGACCGGAAGUUGUUAGAUACAACAAGGCAGCAAGCUAUCUCGCUAAAUCUGGCAUUAGAUCUACUUUCCUUUUAACAGUUACUGUAAUUCUUUACAUUUUGAACGCGAAAUCAAUAGAUGGAUUCAAAUGGUUCCAAAUACAAUGGUAUGAUGGCCUUCUUACAAGCUCUAAAGACGAUUCUGUCGCAAUUAUUCCGACUGUUUUAAGAGUUACCGAUGAAGACCGUUUUGGCAGAAAAUUAAAUAAGGAUAUCAUAUACAGUGUCAUUGCUUUUGUUGCUGUGCUCAUUUUCAACAGUAUUUUCGUACAUUUCUUGGAUUAUAGAUUUUAUCAAGACUGA